AUGAAACCUAUCUGGUUGGAUGUCGAUCCUGUUCGUGUCGAAUCCAAAGGAUUGGAGGAUGGACAUGACGAUGCUACAGCCCUUAUGCUAGCACUGAACCUGCCCAAUAUCAAGCUGUUAGGGGUGUCAACGACACACGGUAACGCAAGCAGCUACUACACUGCACUAAACGCUGCGCGGUGCCUCUUCGCGUUCGGUGCUAAACCGGGGGAGAUCUACGUCUACCCAGGUGCCGACAAACCCUUAAUUCUCCCAGCAAAACAUGAUCCAGAAAUCCACGGCGUUGAUGGUCUGGGAGGGGUCGAGGGUUUGCCUGCCCUUGACGAUCCACGAGUGCUACAAUUCUUCAAAGUGGAUGAAGAUGGGAAACGUGUUAGAGCAUUGGAAGCCAUGUCUGGAAUCAUCAGGCAGACAUGGAACGGUGGGAAGGGGGAGAAGGUCACGGUGGUCUCAACAGGGCCCAUGACGAACAUCGCGCUCUUUGUGAGCGUCUAUCCGGAUUUGUUGGAUGCCGUGGAAGAGUUCGUGUUCAUGGGAGGAGCGGUGGGUAUGGGUAACCGCUCCGCCGUCGCAGAGUACAACAUUAUGUGCGAUCCCCACGCUGCUCAAAUCGUUCUAGACGUUCCAGUCAAAAAGACGAUGGUACCAAUCAACGUCACCCACACCGCGAUCGUCACUCGAGACGUGCACCGACGUCUUCUCUCGCCGCACACCCCAGCGGUAUCACACUCGUCUUCUCCCGACGAACCCCUCCCAAACCCCACCACCUUGAACCUCCGUCACACACUCUCGACGCUCAUCUCCUUCUUCGCAGCCGCGUACAAAUCCACGUUUGGCUUUGACGACGGCCCUCCACUGCACGACGCCCUCACUAUCGCGUACAUCUCCAAACCUGAGCUGUUCAAAGCGACGAGGUAUAGAGUCGACGUCGAGCUCACCGGCACACAUUCACUUGGCGAGACGGUCGUGGACAUCUGGCGGUACAAGAAGUGUGAUGAAAGCUGGGGAAGGACCGGACGGAAUUGUCUAGUUGCUGAUUUCUUGAAUGUACCAGGGUUCUUCAAUCUUCUUUUGGAGGCUGUCGAAACUUGUGACAAAGUGUCACCGCUCAACAAGAACUCGGGCUAGAGAAAUCGAGGCCUCUCGGACUCCAUUUGGGAUACUGUAUCUGCCGCAUGGUGAAAGUUACACCUCGGGCUACGAAUCGGACCUGCACUCUGGUGUGGAUUGGUAUUGGGGAUCGGAAAGGAUGCGAUGGAACACGAAAGCAAAGCCCGAUUAGAUGAUCUCGACGUGUUUUCCAAACCGUUCAAAUCGUACAUACAUACAUAGCUUUCGAACAUAAUAAACUACAAAUAAUACAAUCGACCCGA
Messenger RNA from Coprinopsis cinerea okayama7#130, 1373 nucleotides. RefSeq names its product uridine nucleosidase. Gene Ontology annotation, cellular component: cytosol. Gene Ontology annotation, molecular function: purine nucleosidase activity. Bases 1 to 1128 code for a protein of 375 amino acids. Gene Ontology annotation, biological process: purine nucleoside catabolic process. NCBI's taxonomy places the organism in Eukaryota, Fungi, Basidiomycota, Agaricomycetes, Agaricales, Psathyrellaceae. The transcript has 5 exons. The record is from RefSeq and is a predicted model, not a curated record.